AUGUACUUGCCAGCUUUGGUGGACAAGCGUGGAUGGGGAAACGCAGAUUUGAGUGCCAAUCCGCUGUCAACUCUGCACCUGUCGGAGAUGUGGGACGUUUUUGCCAACGUUUGCUCUCCAAUAGGUGUGAACUUCAUGCUCUUGCGGCACACGUUGUACGGCACCAUGUUGGAGCUGCAGCUCUCUCCAGGUUCCACACUGGCUCAUUUCAACUUUCGAGCUAGUGACGAGGCUACACCUAUGUGGUGCCGAGGUAGCUUUGCCGUUCGAGGUGCUUUGCAGUGUGGCAAGUGGACGGAUGAGUUACGGCAGCGCCCACGCAGAACCCCAAUCACGCAGGCCUGCUUAGCCCAACAGAGCUCCUAUCGAGUUGAGCAUUGUGGCGACAGGUUUGUUCUCAGACCUUCAUGCAAGCGGUGGACAGAGGCUCGUCCACAGCUGCAGCUCACGAAGCGAGGGUUUAUCGCCGCUCCCCCGGUGCCAUCUUAG
Molecule: messenger RNA, 489 nt
Organism: Symbiodinium natans
Lineage: Eukaryota; Dinophyceae; Suessiales; Symbiodiniaceae
Source: the annotation of a GenBank genome assembly